AAAAGUCACUUUUAUGGCACCGAUAAUAUUGAUUCCUACAGCCGUGAGAAGAUUUACUGCGAGGGCGAUGUGAUACUUUGUGGAGAGUGCGAUCAUAUCUCGCGCAGCGAUAUCGAUUAUAACGGCGGUAAGGUCCUGCAGAUCAUCUACGAAUCCAUGAGAUUCCCGUUGUUGUCAAUCUCCCCGGUGUUGGACAGAAUCUUGUCACAACACAGUAAUGGCAAGCUCAACACACAAGUGCACAGACAGUGUAAGCAGCCAAUCACAUUGUACAACAAAAGUUCUUGGAGGUUUCCGCAUAACAUGAUUAAAAUUGGACUUGAAUGGUUCGCUACACGAAAAGGUCUGGGCGCCACGAGUCAUCUUGAGACAGGAGGAUUUGCAAGAUCAAAUGACAAAGUCGAACAUCCUGAUAUUCAGUUCCAUUUCCUACCAUCCACUGUCCAUGAUGACGUGGACGGGGGCGGACAAAUAAUUUCAACCUUAAUUCAGGUUCAUGUGGGUAAUAUGCGGACGAAGUCUAAAGGGUGCAUCAAGUUAGCUUCCAACGACCCGAGGCGACACCCGAUCAUUGACCCGAAUUACUUGGACCAUGAUGAUGACUGGAAAGAGUUCAGCUUUUUUUAUUAUGUCCUCACACCUCUCCUUGCAUUCUUUAUGCUUCAUUUUACUUUUCUGAAGGUUACUCAAUUUCAGGUUGUUGACGCAAGUAUUAUGCCGUCAGUUGUGAGUGGAAAUCUGAAUGCCCCUGUGAUAAUGAUGGCAGAACGAGCAGCUGAUAUUGUUCAAGGGAAGCAUUUGCCCCCAGAAACAGUGCCGAUUUAUAGUCAUAGUUCUAAAUAG
Messenger RNA from Cooperia oncophora, 843 nucleotides. The record is from the annotation of a GenBank genome assembly. NCBI's taxonomy places the organism in Eukaryota, Metazoa, Nematoda, Chromadorea, Rhabditida, Trichostrongylidae.